This is a messenger RNA of Spirodela intermedia, 3410 nucleotides long. The record is from the annotation of a GenBank genome assembly. Lineage: Eukaryota; Viridiplantae; Streptophyta; Magnoliopsida; Alismatales; Araceae.
AUGUUUUCGUCUUCGUCGUCGUCGGCGGUGGCUGGGGCGUUGGAUGGCGACGAGGAGGCGUUCGAGCACACGCUGCUGGUGGUGAGGGAGGUGUCGGUGUACAAGAUCCCGCCGCGGAGUACGAGCGGCGGGUAUAAGUGUGGUGAGUGGCUGCAGACAGACAAGAUCUGGUCGGGGCGGCUCCGCGUAGUCUCAUGCAAGGAGCGGUGCGAGAUCCGCCUCGAGGAUCCUAAUUCUGGGGAUCUUUUUGCCGCCUGUUUCGUGCUACCCGGGCAGCGUGAGGCCUCUGUCGAGACUGUCCUUGAUUCGUCUCGAUACUUCGUGCUUAAGAUCGAGGAUGGUCGCGGGAAGCACGCUUUCAUCGGCCUCGGGUUCACCGAGCGCAAUGAAGCUUUCGACUUCAAUGUCGCUCUAUCGGACCACGAGAAGUAUGUGCGGAGGGAGCAUGAAAAGGAGUAUGGAGACGGCGGUGGUGCCGCCGGGGGGCCCAACGACAGCAGCGACCAUAUAGAUAUCCACCCGGCCGUGAACCACAGGUUGAAGGUAUCCAUGAUGUGUUAUUUCGAAAUUCAAAGAAAUUUCCGCGCGUUGGCGUAGUUUAACUGAGCAGAAAUUAUACUAUUCGUGGAUUGCGUGUAGUAUUGCUUGCGUGCAAUUCAUUUUCUCCCCGGCUGCUCUCCUUUUCAUAAUGGUCCAAAUGCUCAAUACUGGUGAAAUUCUGGUUGAGUUGGUGAGCGUAAUUUUUGUUCGCACAAAUAUACUCAUCCUUAGUGACGGAUUUUUGGUGGUGUAAGAUUCGUCGAUAGCCUACAUUACUAACCAGAAGCUACUGCCCUACAUCGUAUGUCGAACUUUACUUGAUAUCUUUAAUUUAAUUAUUUAUUAACUUCUUUCUGUCGCCGGUCACUUCUUGAUUGAAAGUUUCCUUUUCUAUUUCCCUCUGUCUCAUACACGGCAAACUAUUAGCUUCUGGCUAAUGCAUCUGUUUAAUUGUCAAAAGUCUAUUCUUUAUCCAGUAUCUCGCAGAUUUAGCCAUCCUUGUACUUUUCCACCAUAAAUGUAAUGAAAUUUAGUAGUCCUUUUUUUCUCUGCAUAGACAACGGAGUUCAUUUCUUUCUCUACCAUGACUGAACAAGGAAGUUAUGGUUUAAAUCUUCUGAAAACAAUCUGUGCCUGAAAGAUCGUUUUCCCAAAAAUGAAGGAAUCUUCGUGAAUGAUUGUCUAGCUGUCUGGAUUUUUCCUCUUACUUUUACAUGCAUUCUCUAAUGUACUCGAAUUCAGAAGGCGUUUUCUUCUAGUUCCCUUAUUUUUUCUUUUGUUUAAUCUUAUGAUUGUUUCAAUGAGUUUCUUACAGAUAUUCCCGCGCAUCCUGGAAAUAUAGCACCGUCGUGUUUUUCGCUUUACAGAAUAACGCAUGUUCCUUUGAGUUUGGAGUGCGACACUUAUAAAGUGAAAUGGUUGGUCUUUAAGUGAUUUUGGUUGACGGUCCUUGGAAAGAGGGAAACUGGAAGUAUUUCUCGUAAUCAUCGACAAAGUUCCUACGUAGUGACUCUAGUAUAACGUAGGGUUUCUCAUAUCCUGAAAUCUGAAAAACUAUGUUUGUCACCUCAGCCUAAUCCGGACCCCCUCCAUUGCCGUGUCCCAAGUUAAGCAUUCUCGGCAGUUUUCUAGGAAGUUUCCUCUGAAAGAUGCCGUGCCCUUGAACAUGUCUCAAAGAAAUGCUGCGGAUGACCAUCUAUGCCUAGACAGAAUAAAAAAUGAGAGAGUUUGAUCGGUUCCUUCUCUGUGGCAACAAUUUCCCAUCUCAUAAAAUGUAUGUAAACUUUUCACUGGUUAAAUUCAAUUGGCAAUCUGUGCUUGAUCAUACUAUGGACUUUAUUCUUAUCAUGCAACGAUCCAUUCUUCUCCAGCCAAAUAAAUUGGUUGCCGAAAUUCAUUUUUCUUUGUCAAGUCAAUUGGCCAUGUUUUUAUUGCCGUAGGGUUGUCAAUCUCAUAGUUCCUUUCUUUCAAAUUGUUGUUUCUCUAUGUUUGUGUUUCUUCUGAAAAUCAGAUUUUUGAAAUCAUAUCACAUUAUGCUUUUCAUUCCCGCCGCUCUACAAGCGUUUUUGGUUUCUAGGGUUCUUGCUUUCUAUUCUCCUCUGAGAUUUUUAGAUGGAUACUUAUCGAGCAGUAUGACCUUGUCAGAAUGUUCCAUGCUACGUAACUAUUACUCUUCAAUUAUCUAUAAAUAUUCGUGAAAAACCUAGAUGUUCCAUGCUUACUAUAUCCCCAUGUGCUGCUUGGAUCUCAUAAGUUUUAUGUGAUAUAAUAAGCUUUUGUGGAUGUUGUGCUGGAUGCGCGCUCAGGAUUCCUGAUCCACAUCUUUUGCUAUGUUAUUUGUGACCAAAACGGUGAAUUUCUUUCUUGUAUGAUAAUUUUCGCUGGUAUCUAUCAUUAGGAAGGUGAGACCAUUCGGAUAAAUGUCAAAAACAAGCUGUCUACGGGCAGUGGGAUGCUUUCAGCUGCCGGACUGUCUGGCGGUGCCUCCUCCACGACCAAACCAGUGACACUGAUUGCACCACCACCUACUGGGGCUGGCAAAAUCAGGUCCCCUCUUCCCCCUCCGCCCAACGAUCCUGCAGCUACUCGGAUAGCAUCUAGUCACGGCGUCAAGGAUCCAAGGGGAUCUGUCAAACGAGCGACUGAUCCUCUGUCAAAUCUCUCCUCUCUCGAGGUACGGCGAGUCUUCUUCUGUGAUUUUCGUCUAGUCGUGCCUUUGUUUCAUGUUGAGCAUCCAAGUGUGAGAGCAAAGCCAAAAUGGCUAGCGGGGACAGGGCUCCACCGAGCAACGGUUUGAAAAUAUCGAAGUGAAUUCUUACAUCGCAUGUUCCACCUUGAGCGCCGUUGACUUGCAAUUUAUUUAUAGUCCACUGCUCGAUAAUGUAGUAUGGUGAUGCUUUCAUGCUCUUUAAUGAGCAGCUAUAUCGGCUAUUGUUUGACUUCAUGACAACAUGUGAAUAAUGCCCAUCGAAGACAUGACGAUUGAUUUUAUGACGGAACUAUUAAUAAUAGGCAGCUGACUUCUCUGGCAUAUUCUCGUCAAUUCUUCAUUCAUCUGCUUGGAGAUGGUUACUUGUUCUUAAGUCAACGACUUUUCUAUAAAUAUGGGGUGAUCAAGAUGAUCCGAACUGUCUUUCAAGCGGCGCAGGAAAUUUAUGUUUCCAAUUUUUUUUCUAUUUCUUCGUCGAUAUGAACAUUCAUUCAUGCCUAGUUUUCAUAUUUUUUUUUCCAAAUGAAGAUCAACAUUUGCGUGCACUCAUACUUGAUGAUCGAAUCUGUUCCUUCCAUCCUACGCCUUGCAGAAGAGCCUCCCAUCGUCGGCAGGAUCUGGUUCCAGCUGCGGCCCGGCAUCCGGGUGGGCGGCGUUCUGA